Messenger RNA from Spodoptera littoralis (African cotton leafworm), 957 nucleotides. The record is from the annotation of a GenBank genome assembly. Lineage: Eukaryota; Metazoa; Arthropoda; Insecta; Lepidoptera; Noctuidae.
AUGUCUGUGAAUAUACCGGAGUGCCCAGCAAGCUUGAAGUCAAUUCAGCAUUAUCUGAAGACUGCAGCAGAACAUGAUACUAGAGAUCCAGUUGUGGCUUAUUGGUGUAGACUUCAUGCAUUACAAGUGGGACUGAAAAUUGCUAAUAAGAAAACCCCAGAAGAAACGAAAUUACUGAUGGGUUUGAUGGAUUGGUUAGAAGAAGUUAAGAAAACGAAUCGAGAAAAUGAAGCAAUUACUAAUGAAGUAGCAGCACAAGCCCAUCUUGAAAAUUAUGCUUUAAAACUCUUUUUGUAUGCUGAUAAACAAGAUAGAGAACAAAAUUAUGGAAAAAAUAUUGUAAAGGCUUUCUACACAGCUGGUAUGAUUUAUGAUGUCCUGACAACAUUUGGUGACCUCACUGAUGAAGCUACCCAAAAUAGAAAGUAUGCCAAGUGGAAGGCUGCUUACAUCCAUAACUGCCUCAAGAAUGGAGAAACACCUGUGCCAGGACCAAUGCAGUCAGAACAGGGGGAUGAAAAUGCUGAACAACCUACAAGUGAUGGUUUACCUGCACCUGCACCUGCUCCCACGGAUUUACCUCAAGUACCGGGAUUUACUACUGUGACUCCAGCAACCCCACCAGUGGCCCCAUCUAGCUUCAAUAGUUUUCUGCCUGAUCCCAAUGCUGCAAUGAGAGCAGCUUCCCAACUCCCACCAGUACCAUAUACUCCUGACCCAAACCCUGGUGGUUUCGUCCCUUAUGAUCCAUCACAGCAACAACAACAACCAGAACCAACACCUACUAAUUUAUAUGGUGACAAUAGAAUUGCACAGCUGUCCCCAGAUCAAAUUGCUAAAGCUCAGAAAUAUUGUAAAUGGGCAAGCAGUGCACUCAACUACGACGAUAUUAAGACUGCUGUAGGCAAUCUUAAAAAUGCUUUGGAGUUAUUACAAACGGGCCGUGACCCUGCUUGA